AUGUCGACAACCUUAUCCUCAGGCAAGCAACACGCUCGCCAUAGUUCGAGCUAUGCAAAGAGCCGACCUGCUCCGAUGCCGGGCUCGCCCAUGAGGAGGUCUCACAGUGACCAAGUGGUGGAAGAGAGCAGUGCUCUGCCCAUAACUGAGAACCCUCAAGCUGCUAGUCGUCCUCGAGCAAGCUCUGCUUCCAGCCAACCUACAGCAAAGACCCCUGCGCGAUCUUUCUAUGUCCGCUCCUUCCAUGGCCAGCUAGACCCGGCUCACUAUUCCUCCUCUGCCGGCCUGAGAGACCAGACGGCCGAGUUGGCCGCGUUCGCUCUCUCCGACAACGCCUCAUUUCUGGGGAGCUCUCCACCGAGUUCAACAGCAUCCUCUGACGAUGGCUACCCGGAUGUCAUUGAGGAGGUCUCGGAGCCCGUGACCCCAGAGGGCUCAGAGGAAGAUCACCCGGGUGACCCGGCUGUCUCCGGCCUCACUGCUAUGAUACAAGACUCAUCCGGCAAACAAGAGGAGGAGCAUACGUCCAAGACCGAUACUAGUCCUAGGAAGAAACUGAACGAUCCAACCUCAUCGAACAUGUUGGAAUCUACACACGCAGACGAGCGUACAGCCUUGCUCACCGAACGAAAGGCAGACACUAUCCAGUAUGGGCGCGUUACGGACAUUGAACGCCAGAACGAUACAGACAGGCAGGGUGUGGGUGUCCGCCAGAAGCUCAGAACUUCUGUCGACAAGUUGCACUCGUGCGGCUACGUCCUCUCUCACCCUAAGACCUGGAGCGCGCGUACGAUCUACCGCGAAGCCGUUGUGCACCCGGUCAGUCUACUCCCAGCUGUCUUUCUGGGUUUGCUCCUGAACAUCCUUGAUGCCUUGUCCUACGGCAUGAUUUUAUUCCCCUUGGGUAACGACCUAUUCGAUGGGCUCGGUUCCGAUGGCAUUGCCAUGUUCUAUGUCAGCACCAUCGUGGCUCAGGUGGUCUACUCAUCCGGGGGUUCGGUCUUCCGAGGAGGCAUCGGGUCUGAAAUGAUUGAGGUUGUCCCGUUUUUCCACAAGAUGGCUUUCACGAUCCUUCACAAAGUGGGGGAGGAGAAUUCCAAGUCUGUACUGGCUACUACGAUACUAUCCUUCGCGAUUAGUGCCAUUCUGACUGGGGUGGUCUUCUUCCUCAUGGGGGCUUGCAAGCUGGGUUUGUUGGUCAGCUUCUUCCCCCGACAUAUUCUGAUCGGCUGCAUUGGCGGUGUUGGCUGGUUUCUUGUCGCUACAGGCGUGGAGGUCGCUGCUCGGCUACCCGGCAAUCUGGAGUAUAACCUCGCGACUCUCAAGCAACUAGUCCGAGACGACACCAUUGCUCUCUGGACGAUUCCCUUGGCCCUCGCGGUCUCCCUACACAUUGUGCAACGCUUUGUGAAGUCAAAUAUGUUGGUUGGUGGCUAUUUUGUGGCGGUUGCUGCCGUCUUUUACUUUUUCAAAUUCGCCUUGGGUAUCUCGAUGGAGACGAUGCAUUCCGGAGGUUGGGUUUUUGAUCCUCCACCCUCCGGUCAUCCAUGGUAUCACUUCUACACGCUUUACGAUUUCAAGGUGGUGCAUUGGGGGGCCCUUGCAGAUACGAUCCCUACCAUGUUUGCCCUGACAUUCUUCGGCAUCUUACAUGUGCCGAUCAAUGUGCCUGCUCUCGGUGUGUCCACUGGUGAGGACAACCUGAACGUCAACCGGGAGCUGGUGGCCCACGGCAUCUCCAACUGCGUGAGUGGCCUAUUCGGAAGUGUCCAGAAUUAUCUUGUGUACACGAACAGUCUUCUGUUCAUGGAUAGCGGUGGAAAUGACCGACUUGCUGGGCUUUUGCUGGCAGGUUGCACCUUCGGUCUUCUCCUAGCCGGACCGACCAUCAUCGGCUACAUCCCUAUUAUGGUGGUUGGAGCUUUGAUUUUCCUCCUCGGCAUCGAGCUUCUCGAGGAAGCACUUGUCGGAACGUGGGGCAAAGUGCACAAGCUCGAGUAUGCCACCAUUGUCAUCAUUGUGGUCACGAUGGGAGCAUGGGAUUUCGUGGUAGGCAUCUUUGUGGGCAUCGUGCUUGCUGCCCUCAGCUUCGUCCUCGAAACGUCCCGACGCUCAGCGAUCAGAGCCACAUACUCGGGCGAUAUCGCCAAGUCCCUGGUCAGGCGACCACCGGUACAGCUGAAGUUUUUGAGGGAAACCGGACAACAAAUCUUCCUGAUCAAGCUAUCUGGCUUUUUGUUCUUUGGCACGAUUGUGGGUGUCGAAAACCGAAUUCGAGCACUUCUCGCCGAGGAUGCCUUCCGAACCAGGCCUCUCAGAUUUCUCGUGUUGGAUAUGGCUCAAAUCAAUGGCAUUGACUAUUCGGCCGCUGAGGCGUUCACCAGGAUUGACCGCCUCCUAAAAACGCGUGGAGUGGAGCUUGUUAUCUGCAGUCUGGACGUCGACGGCGAGGUUGGACAAGCUCUCCGUGGCGUUGGCCUGUUUGCGGAGGAUGCCAAUGUCGAGAUAUUUCCCGACCUCAAUGUUGCUCUGGAACACUGCGAGAACAAGCUGUUGACCGCCCUGUAUCGCCAACAAGAGCACCGACGGACGAAGCGGAUAGCGUCACACCUCGAUGUGCCACGAGGUCGACCUCAAGAGCUGUCCUCAUCAUACAAGGCAGAGUUCAUGGGCAGCUCCCCAAGGCGGAACCAUCUUCAUCAGGUCGCGCAAAGCACCCUCGAUGAAGACCGAUCUAGCAUGGCCAAGUGGCAGACAUUUAAGCAACCGCUGCCCUUGAUGUUGCAGAUCUUUGCCGAGGUCUCGGACAAGAACGAGGAUUUCUGGUACCGUGCGGCGAAAUAUUUCGAAAGGAUAGUUUACCCCAAGGGCUGCGUCUUGUUCACCGUCGGGGAUCAACCGAAUGGGUUUUUCCUGCUCGAAGAAGGCCUUUUACGCUGCGACUACGACUGGCCGCAGGGCAGAUACACUGAAUUGAUUGUGGCAGGACGCCCCUGCGGUGAGCUCCCAUUUUUCUCGCAGACUCCGCGCACUGCGACGAUGGUUGCCGAGAAAGAUAGCAUCACGUGGCGAUUGGAUACGAAGAGCUGGCACGAAAUGCAGGUACACGAUCCAGACGUGGCACAAGAACUGCUCGUGAUCAGCCUCAGACUUACGAAAGAGCGGAUGGACGCUGUCACGUCAUACAUUCUGACAACAGCAGGCUGA
Molecule: messenger RNA, 3207 nt
Organism: Cladophialophora yegresii CBS 114405
Lineage: Eukaryota; Fungi; Ascomycota; Eurotiomycetes; Chaetothyriales; Herpotrichiellaceae
Exons: 1
Coding region: 1-3207 (1068 amino acids)
Cellular component (GO): membrane
Source: RefSeq, a predicted model, not a curated record